CCCGUCCUCCCCCAAUCCCUCUCCCGGUCCCUCCUGGUCCCUCCCCCGGUCCCUCCCCCUCCCCGGCGGCGAUGGCGGCGAUUCGCAGCGUGAAGGGUCUGGUGGCGCUGGUGACGGGCGGGGGCUCCGGGCUGGGCCGGGCCACGGUGGAGCGGCUGCUGGAGCGGGGGGCGCGCGUGGUGCUGCUGGACCUGCCCGCGUCCCCCGGGGGGCAACUGGCCAAGGACCUGGGCGACCACUGCGCCUUCGCCGCCGCGGACGUAACGUGCCCGUCCCAGGUGGGCGCGGCGCUGGGCAUGGCCCGGGAGCGGUUCGGGCGCCUGGACCUGGCCGUGAACUGCGCCGGGAUCGGCAUCGCCGUCAAGACCUAUAACAGCAAGAAGGACAAAGUGCACGACCUGGAGGAUUUCCAGAGGGUCAUCAACGUGAACCUGGUGGGCACGUUCAACGUGAUCCGGCUCAGUGCCCAGCUGAUGAGCCAGAACCAGCCCGACCCCGACGGGCACCGCGGGCUCGUGGUCAACACCGCCAGCGUGGCCGCCUUCGAGGGGCAGGUGGGGCAGGCGGCCUAUUCGGCCUCCAAGGGCGGCAUCGUGGGCAUGACCCUGCCCAUCGCGCGGGACCUGGCGCCGCUCGGCAUCCGCGUGGUCACCAUCGCGCCCGGGCUGUUCUCCACCCCGCUCCUGGCGGGGCUGCCCGAGCGGGUCCGGACCUUCCUGGGGCAGCAGGUGCCGUUCCCAUCGCGCCUCGGGGACCCCGCCGAGUUUGCCCACCUGGUGCAGGCGCUGGCCGAGAACCCCAUGAUCAACGGCGAGGUCGUGAGGCUGGACGGGGCCCUGCGGAUGCAGCCCUGAGAGCGGGACCCCCGGACCAGGGGGGGACACUGGGCUGGGGACAGAGAGCGGGGAUGGACACGGGGCUGGACACUCCAGGAUGGGGACAUGGACUGGGGACACCCCCCCGAGUGGGGACACCCCGGGAUUUGGGGGCAAACGCCUGGAAUGUGGCCAUGAGGCACCUCUGGAAGCCGGGACACUCCCCCUGCCUGGGUGUGGAGACCCUCCUGGCUGUGGGGGACCCAUCCCGAGAUCCCCGGGUGUGGGGACCCCCCCGGGGCCUCCCCUGCGCCCCCCUGUUCUUCCUCUCCCCUCCCCCAUCGCAAUAAAGUGCACUCCCCGCACGUGUCCGUGCUCUGCUC
This is a messenger RNA of Chiroxiphia lanceolata (lance-tailed manakin), 1198 nucleotides long. RefSeq names its product hydroxysteroid 17-beta dehydrogenase 10 (gene HSD17B10). Gene Ontology annotation, molecular function: estradiol 17-beta-dehydrogenase [NAD(P)+] activity. Gene Ontology annotation, biological process: estrogen metabolic process; androgen metabolic process; fatty acid metabolic process. The coding region runs from base 72 to 854 and encodes 260 amino acids. NCBI's taxonomy places the organism in Eukaryota, Metazoa, Chordata, Aves, Passeriformes, Pipridae. Gene Ontology annotation, cellular component: mitochondrion. The record is from RefSeq and is a predicted model, not a curated record. The transcript has 6 exons.